AUGCAAACAGGAACAUGGCUACCGGUGCUUAACAUUAGCAGUCUGUCGUAAACGAUACACUUCUGUUGGCCUGUCACCGUCUGUGACAAUAUAAUAUUUGCUGUGCCUCCGCCACAGAAGAAACGCGUUCGUAGAGUUUAUCGGCGGAGCUAGCAGACCCUCUGAAAACAGCGUCUUCGUUGUUCAUCAAUCACAGACAGUGUGGGUCAACAUGGCGAGUCCAAGGACCAGGAGAGUUCUGAAGGAAGUGAGAACCCAAGACGAGAAUAAUCUAUGUUUUGAGUGUGGGGCUUUUAACCCUCAAUGGGUAAGUGUGACCUAUGGGAUCUGGAUUUGUCUUGAAUGCUCUGGCAAGCACAGGGGCCUCGGUGUACAUCUCAGUUUUGUGCGCUCUGUCACCAUGGACAAGUGGAAAGAUAUUGAGCUUGAGAAGAUGAAAGCGGGUGGAAAUGGAAAAUUCCGCAUUUUUCUUGAACUCCAAGAUGAUUAUGAUCCCACCUGGAAUUUACAAGAGAAAUACAACAGCAAAGCUGCUGCACUCUUUAGAGACCAGGUUGUAACUUUAGCAGAGGGUAAGGAGUGGUCCAUUGAGACAUCCCCUGCCAGAAACUGGACUUCUCCUCAACCUAAGACCAGUCUUUCAUCCUCUCAUCGCUCUGGAGGACCUGGACAAAGCUCAGCGAAAUCUGGCGACAAAGCUUUUGAAGACUGGUUGAGUGAUGAUGUGAACUCAUAUCAGAGUGGAGGGGGCUACAGUGGGAAUCAAGAGAAUCGGUAUGUUGGCUUUGGCAACACAGUGACCCCAGAGAAGAAGGAAGAUGACUUCAUCAACAAUGCCAUGUCUUCUAUUUAUUCAGGUUGGAGCAGUUUCACAGUUGGAGCUAGCAAGUUUGCUUCUAUUGCUAAAGAUAAUACAUCUAAACUGGCAAACCAAGCAACCUUGAAGGCCACAGAGUUAGGACAGACAUUAAAUGAGAAUGUUAUCAAACCCACCCAAGAAAAGGUCAAAGAUGGCAAAUUGCUAGAUGAAAUGGCAGUCGGCAUCACUGGGCUGGCAAACAAGGUUCAGGGAGCUGGUUCAAAAUUGACUAAUCUCUUCUCGGGAAAACCGGAGGAUGGGUCUUCUGGAGAGAGCUACCAGAACAUGGAUGCCUCUGAGGGAUAUCAGGGCAGCUCAAGCCAGCCUGUUGCAAAGGACUUCUGGGAAACCUUUGGCAGCAACAACUCCUUAAAGGCCAAGAAAUCUCCCAGCAGUGACAGCUGGACCAUCGCAGACAAUUCUGCAAAGAAGAGCUCUGACAGUUGGGACAAUUGGGGCUCCGAAGCAGCGUCCAACAACAAACACAGCACAGAGGAGAGCUGGGAAGCCUGGGACAACAACUGGGAGAACGCAGAUGGUAAGACAAAGAAGAGUCCCACAAAACCUGCUGAGGAAACCUGGGAUAAUGCAGACUGGUAGGGACCUCACAACUAUACAACUCCUCACAUUUUUCCCACUCUGGCCUUCAUUUCUCUCUUUCUCUGUUCAUCUCACUGGCACUUUUAGGGAAAGAGCUGCCUCAGCGUAAUUCCUGUCAAUCCAUUCAAAAUAUAUUUAUUAUGAACCCAACAAACAAUAAAUGAAGCCUAGCGUUAAAUUGAGCUCAUUAUCAAAGGAAUAUUCUUAAAAUGUACAACUAUACUGACUUGCAGCCAUGUAUUUUAUUGUAAAUUACCUUCAUCACAAGGAAUUAAGAAAGAAUCAGUGUAGAUAUGGUCAUGACUUUUUGCCUGUGCUCCCCAAGUGUUAUACCCUUAAUAGUGAAUAUGUCAGUGUUCAUACUGUAUGGGUUAAAUGAUUUUGGGUCUCAAUUCACCACAUAAAGAAACAAUGCAUGACAGAGAAAAUCUGACAUUGUAAAUAUAAAUCCUUGUAAAUACAGUACGAUUGACUAAA
Messenger RNA from Perca fluviatilis (European perch), 1936 nucleotides. It is a transcript of the gene arfgap1, whose product is annotated as ADP-ribosylation factor GTPase activating protein 1. Gene Ontology annotation, molecular function: GTPase activator activity. The transcript is spliced from 13 exons. The coding region runs from base 212 to 1459 and encodes 415 amino acids. NCBI's taxonomy places the organism in Eukaryota, Metazoa, Chordata, Actinopteri, Perciformes, Percidae. The record is from RefSeq and is a predicted model, not a curated record. Gene Ontology annotation, cellular component: Golgi membrane. Gene Ontology annotation, biological process: regulation of ARF protein signal transduction; regulation of endocytosis.